Molecule: messenger RNA, 1821 nt
Organism: Saccharomyces kudriavzevii IFO 1802
Lineage: Eukaryota; Fungi; Ascomycota; Saccharomycetes; Saccharomycetales; Saccharomycetaceae
Gene: CST6
Product: Cst6p
Exons: 1
Coding region: 1-1821 (606 amino acids)
Biological process (GO): regulation of transcription by RNA polymerase II
Molecular function (GO): DNA-binding transcription factor activity, RNA polymerase II-specific; RNA polymerase II cis-regulatory region sequence-specific DNA binding
Source: RefSeq, a predicted model, not a curated record
AUGUUUACCGGCCAUGAAUAUCGUUCCGUAGAUUCUACCUCCACCAAGCAAAAAGAAAAUAAUAGGCGUGAUAUCGAUGACACGUCAAAGAUCUUGAAUAACAAGAUACCGCAUGCCAUCAAUAAUGCUUCUGCUGUCGUUACAGCCACUGCUAAUAGAGACGUUUCACCUACAAAUAGGCCUUUGGAUCCCCAAGAUGUAAACUAUAGCACCGACGUCGCUGGCGUGGUCGAUUCGAUGCAUAACUAUGCUACUGCUAGUAGAGAUUCUCUGACCCCCCAAUAUACCAACAUGGCAGCUAGAAACACCGGUUUGCACAAUCAGGUCGUCAAUGCUAACUCAAACUACCACCAGCCCACGUAUCUUCGACAACAACAACAACAACAACAACAACAACAACAAUCGCCCUCUAUGAAAACCGAGGAGGAGUCUCAGCUCUAUGGUGAUAUUCUUUUGAAUUCUGGCGUCGUAUCCGAUGUGAAUCAAAAUUUAGCCAGCUCCACAAAUCUAAACCAUCUGUCUUCUACUCGCAAAUCUGCACCAAACGAUGCUGUUGCUGAUGCAACUAACGCCGCUAACACAACCGCCUUGAAUAGGCAAUUAUAUUUCAUGAAUAUGAACAUGAACAACAAUCCGCAUGCCCUAAAUGAUCCGUCCAUCAUGGAGACUCUAUCGCCAUUCUUUCAACCUUUUGGUGUGGAUGUCGCACAUUUGCCCAUGACGAAUCCACCGAUUUUUCAAAGUUCUCUUCCGGGGUGUGACGUACCAAUUAGAAGAAGAAGAAUCUCGAUUUCUAACGGUCAAAUUAGCCAGUUAGGCGAGGAUAUUGAAACCUUGGAAAACCUUCAUAAUACCCAACCGCCCCCCAUGCCCAAUUUCCACAAUUAUAAUGCCGUAAAUCACAACAAAAAUGUAUCACAUAAACAGACCUUUAAUCAGGCAGCACCGGCCAAUAUUCCAGCAUAUGGUGCAAAAAAAGUUACUAAUCCCUCGAAUGGCACAAUCUCGGGUGAUCAAAAUACCAACUUCUCAAAAAACCAGCAGCAAACUUUUGUGAACUCACUAUCAAAAAAUAAUCCGGCGGAGAGCGUAAGCGAUCUGGAAGGUAUGACGAUAUUUGCGCCAACUACUGACGCCGAUAAUUUGGCAAAUAAAAACAUGACCAAAUCCUCAAUUAGAGAAUCACAUUCUAAUCCCAGUUUCAUUUCAAGAACUCAGGGACCUCGCAUGAAUUUAGGAGACAAUCCAUUAGAAAAUCCAACCCCAGGUACAACAGUAUGGAAAAGGGCAAGAUUAUUAGAGAGAAACAGAAUUGCAGCUUCUAAAUGCAGACAAAGGAAGAAGGUUGCGCAACUACAGCUCCAAAAGGAAUUUAAUGAGAUCAAGGGCGAAAAUAGAAUUUUGCAGAAAAAACUGAAUUAUUACGAGAAAUUAAUUUCUAAAUUCAAGAAAUUUUCUAAAAUUCAUUUACGUGAACAUGAAAAAUUAGCAAAAAACUCGGACGGUAAUGGUGAAAGUACCAGUAAUAAUAGCAAAAGUGAAAGCAUGACUGUGGAUUCCUUAAAGAUCAUUGAAGAACUGUUAAUGAUCGAUUCGGACGUUACAGAAGUGGAUAAAGAGACUGGCAAAAUCAUAUCAAUCAAACAUGAACCGUCUUCGCAACGUUUUGGGAGCGAUAUUGAUGAUAAUGGUGAUGAUUAUGAUGAUGAUGAUAUGAGUCUCAAAGUUGGGGAAGGUAGGAACAAUCCCGAAAAUCAAACAUUGCUCAACUCUGACAGGGAGGCCAAAGCAUCCAGUCUCUAUGAACAGAACGGCGUUUGA